AUGCACAUAGAAUUUAGAAGCAAAAUCAAAUCGUUCAAAGAUAAUUAUGAACUGAAAAUUGUCACCUAUGCAAAGGUCAGUCAGAAGGAUAAACUAAAAGCAGCCAUAUCAUCCCUACAAUUAAAGGUCAAGGAUCUUAACGAUUUGCAAAACAGCAAUAAGAAGCUCCUGAACAUACAAGAACAUGCUUGCAGUGUGGAACAGUUCAUUACACAAAAGUUUGCAAAACUCCACCAGUUUCUAAAUGGCAAAGAACAAAAAUUAAUUCAGCAGCUUAAAAAUGAGGAAGCAAAAAUACUGAAUGAGAUGAAAGAGAAUAUUGAAUGCAUUAAAAUGAAUAUGGACACUCAUGUGGCUGGAUCUGAUGUCAACCUGGAGUGCAAGGAUGAAGAACUGGAGAUUGAAGCAAACUCUGAAAACAGUAACUCUGCUGUGGUAACACAGGAGGCAGAAUCUGAUGAUACUCUGGAGCUACGAAAAGGGGAAAGCACUGGCUUGUUAACAGAACAUGCCUUCAGUUUGGAACAAUGCAUUGCACAACAAUUUACAAAACUACACCAGUUUCUUCAUGACAAGGAGCACCAACUCAUUCAGCAGCAACAGAGUAAAAAGGCAGAAAUUCUGAAAGAAAGGAAAGAAAAUCUUGAAUGUUUUAAAAUUACUGAUAUAGCAGGGCAUGAUGCCAACUUGGAUCUCAAGAAUGAAGAAGUGGAGACUGUAGCAGAGAUGGAAGAAAACUCUGAAGACUUUAAAAGUUAUGCUUUUGUAACACGAGAAUCUGGUGAAAAAGAUUAUCUAAGAAAACAGGAAACUACUGGCUUAUUAACAGUGCCAGAAACAUUUGAGGAUGUUGCUGUCGCUUUCUCAGAAGAAGAGUGGAAUAUAUUAAGUAAACAAGACAAGGAGCUUCACAGGGAAGUGAUGGUGCAGAAUUAUGACUCCCUGAUUUCACUCGCCAGAUUUAAUACCAAUCAUAUCAUCAAGUUUGGGGAUGACACCACAGUUGUGAGCCUCAUCAGUAAUGAAGAUGAAGAAGCAUACAGGGAAGAAGUGACUCUACAGACUGACUGGUGUGCUAGGUACAAUCUUGAUCUCAAUGUCACCAAAACCAAGGCGAUCAUAAUAGACUUCAGGAGAAACCAUCCAGCUCACUCUCCACUCGUGAUUAAUGGAGAGGGUGGAAAUGGGUACAAAAUCCCACCAAGGAAUUUAUUACAGCUCCUUAAAGAAGCUGAUGAUGAUGAUAAACUGCCACAGAGUGAUUUGGAAGAAAAAAAUCACACCAAACAUGAAGUUAAUAUUGAAGACAAGCUCAGCGGUGGGAAGCCCCAGCUAUGUCAUUCAACAGACAGUCUGAAACAAGGUUCUCAGCCUGCAAAAGGCUCUAACGAGCUUCAUCUCACAUCUGCACCCCAGCUUCCCUCAGGACAUAACUGCAACAUGAGCACUGAAUGUGACAUUGAAAAAAAACACUUAUAUCACUGUACAGAAAACCCACAGCAACGUAUUCAGCCUGUAAACGGCUUCCAUAAGCUCCAUCUCACACCUGUACCCCAGAUUCUAACAGGAAUAAACUGUAUCAAGAAGUUUGAAUGUGGCAGUGAAUCACCUGAGGUCCGUCACCUGACAGAGAAAUGUUUGCCAUGUGCUCAGCCUGUGAAGGGCUCCAACAAGGAUCAUUUCACACCUGUACCACAGCAGGACUCAGGAGCUAACUGCUGUGAGAGCUGGGAGUGUGACAGUGGGUCACCCGAGUUAAAUCAUCCUGCACAGAACCUGCAGCAAUGUGCUCAGUCUGUAAAUAGCUCUGACAAAGUUGACAUCACACCUGUAUCAGAGAUUCACUCAGGACAUAAUGGUAGCAAGAACUCUGAGUGUGACACGACUUUUGUUGUACAGCCAAGUCCAGUUUUAUACCAGAAGAUUCAUAAAGAAGUAAAACUAUACAAGUGUCCUGAGAGUGAUAAAGGUUUUGCAUUUCCCAGUGGUCUUCAAAAACACUAUCCCAUUCAUUUAGAGGACAAACCGUAUAAAUGUACUGAAUGUAGUAAGAGUUACACACAGAAGGCUAGUUUGCUCUACCACCUAAUGAAUCACAGAGGGGAGAAACCAUAUAAAUGUGAUGAAUGUAGUAAGAGUUUUAUACAGAAUAGUGACCUUGUAUGCCAUCAGGCCAUUCAUAGACAGGAGACGCCAUAUAAAUGUUCUGAAUGUAGCAAAUCAUAUAAGCAGAAGAAUGCUCUCCUGUAUCAUCAAAAGUCUCACACGGGGGACAGACCAUAUAAAUGUCCUGAAUGCAGUAAGAGUUAUAAACAGAAGAAAGCACUUCUCUAUCACCAAACGAUUCAUUCAGGGGAGAAACCAUAUAAAUGUCUUGAAUGCAAUAAGAGAUAUAGAGGAAAGAGUGCUUUUCUCUAUCAUCAACAGACUCACACAGGGGAAAGACCAUAUAAAUGUCUUGAAUGCAAUAAGACCUAUACAGUGAAACGCUCCCUUCGGCAGCAUGAAAUAACUCACAGACGGGAGAAACCAUUUAAAUGUCCUGAAUGUAAUAAGCGUUUUUCAGAGAACAGUGAUAUGAUUUCCCAUCAGGCCAGUCAUAUAGGAGAAAAGAAAUAUACUUGCGUUGAAUGCAAUAAGAGUUAUAGAGGAAAAAAUGGACUUCUAUACCAUCAAACGACACACACAGGGUACAAAAUCCCACCAAGGAAUUUAUUACAGCUCCUUAAAGAAGCUGAUGAUGAUGAUAAACUGCCACAGAGUGAUUUGGAAGAAAAAAAUCACACCAAACAUGAAGUUAAUAUUGAAGACAAGCUCAGCGGUGGGAAGCCCCAGCUACGUCAUUCAACAGACAGUCUGAAACAAGGUUCUCAGCCUGCAAAAGGCUCUAACGAGCUUCAUCUCACAUCUGCACCCCAGCUUCCCUCAGGACAUAACUGCAACAUGAGCUCUGAAUGUGACAUUGAAAAAAAACACUUAUGUCACUGUACAGAAAACCCACAGCAAUGUAUUCAGCCUGUAAACGGCUUCCAUAAGCUCCAUCUCACACCUGUACCCCAGAUUCUCACAGGAAUAAACUGUAUCAAGAAGUUUGAAUGUGGCAGUGAAUCACCUGAGGUCCAUCACCUGACAGAGAAAUGUUUGCCAUGUGCUCAGCCUGUGAAGGGCUCCAACAAGGAUCAUUUCACACCUGUACCACAGCAGGACUCGGGAGCUAACUGCUGUGAGAGCUGGGAGUGUGACAGAGGGUCACCUGAGUUAAAUCAUCCUGCACAGAACCUGCAGCAAUGUGGUCAGUCUGUAAAGAGCUCUGACAAGGUUCACAUCACACCUGUAUCAGAGCUUCACUCAGGACAUAAUGGUAGCAAGAACUCUGAGUGUGACACGACUUUUGUUGUACAGCAAAGUCCAGUUUUAUACCAGAAGAUUCAUAAAGAAGUAAAACUACACAAGUGUCCUGAGUGUGAUAAAGGUUUUGCAUUUCCCAGUGGUCUUCAAAAACACUAUCCCAUUCACUUAGAGGACAAACCGUAUAAAUGUACUGAAUGUAGUAAGAGUUACACACAGAAGACUGGUUUGCUCUACCACCUAAAGAGUCACAGAGGGGAGAAACCAUAUAAAUGUGAUGAAUGUAGUAAGAGUUUUAUACAGAAUAGUGACCUUGUAUGCCAUCAGGCCAUUCAUAGACGGGAGACACCAUAUAAAUGUUCUGAAUGUAGCAAAUCAUAUAAGCAGAAGAAUGCUCUCCUGUAUCAUCAAAAGUCUCACAUGGGGGGCAGACCAUAUAAAUGUCCUGAAUGCAGUAAGAGUUAUAGAGGAAAGAGUGCUUUUCUGUAUCAUCAACUGACUCACACAGGGGAAAGACCAUAUAAAUGUCUUGAAUGCAAUAAGACCUAUACAGUGAAACGUUCUCUUCAGCAGCAUGAAAUAACUCACAGAGGGGAGAAACCAUUUAAAUGUCCUGAAUGUAAUAAGCGUUUUUCAGAGAACAGUGAUAUGAUUUCCCAUCAGGCCAGUCAUAUAGGAGAAAAGAAAUAUACUUGCGUUGAAUGCAAUAAGAGUUAUAGAGGAAAAAAUGGACUUCUAUACCAUCAAAGGACACACACCGGUGAUAGACCGUAUAAAUGUACUGAAUGCAGUAAGUGUUAUACACGCAAAAAUGUUCUUCUUUACCAUCAGAGAACUCACACAAGGUAGAAACGUGACAUCAAAUCAUAUUAGGAGCAAUCUUACAUGAUCUACAAUAGUAAAAUAAAAAUAUCAGUGUUAAGACAAAAAAUCUCAGAGGGUAUGUAAAACAAUGUAGAGGAAGAUGCCAAGCAAGCAGUUAAUUGAUGGACCCAAAAAAGUCUUCUAGGGAAUUGAGAAAGAAAAUGGUAACAAAAGUAGCAACAAAAGUAACGCCUGGGAAAGAAAAUGGUAACAAAAGUAGCAACAAAAGUAACGCCUGGGAAAGAAAAUGGUAACAAAAGUAGCAACAAAAGUAACGCCUGGGAAAGAAAAUGGUAACAAAAGUAGCAACAAAAGUAACGCCUGGGAAAGAAAAUGGUAACAAAAGUAGCAACAAAAGUAACGCCUGGGAAAGAAAAUGGUAACAAAAGUAGCAACAAAAGUAACGCCUGGGAAAGAAAAUGGUAACAAAAGUAGCAACAAAAGUAACGCCUGGGAAAGAAAAUGGUAACAAAAGUAGCAACAAACGUAACGCCAUCCAUAAAAAGAAAGUAAAACAAAUCAGUAAGUUUUGAAGAAGUAGUUAUGAAGAUCCUGUUGAGUGCAGCAUAUACGUUGAAUGGAUAGAAGAGAAAAAAGAAACCGUAAGAGGGCUAAUACAGAUGACAUGAAAUGGAGACACAGCCAGAGAAACUGAGACAAAAGAAAGGCUCUUAUUGGAAAACCCCAUGAAUGAUGCUGUACCCAUGUUCUGGCUAAAUGUAUUAACCUUGUACCUUCAAAUGCAAAUUUGUAUUAAUUAAUAUAACAGAUUCAUGAGAAAAAUAGAUGAAGAUACUUUGGGCCACCAGGACAAAGAAGUGACAGAGGAAGUGUGUAAAUAUGAAUAAUGAAGCACAGAGAUUUUUGAAAAGUAUGUAAAUAAUAAAAAUGGCUAUGGGAAAGAAAACUUAUCUAUUAUUGUGCAAUAUUCAUGCAAAGGAGAAUGUCAGAAGCAGUUCAAACUUUUAACUCAACCUUCCUAAAUAUCUUAAACUCACUAGCCCCAUUACGGAAAGUAAGGAUAAAAGCUACUAUAUCCCUUUGGCUAUCUAAGAAUACUCACACUCUCAUGACAGACUGAGACUGAGCCUGGAAACCUGGACCCAAACUAAACUACCAGCAGAUCUGGAAAAGUAUAAAGAACUGAGAAAUAAUACAAAAAAAUAUUGAUAAAGAUAAAAAAGACUUCUACUAUAGCCCUCCAGCUGCCCUAAAAGCAGAUCCAAAAAAAUUCUGGAAUGCCAUCAUCCUGGUAAUCCUACUUCACCUAACCAUCUCUUGACAAAUCUCCCAAAGAGACUGCUGACUCCUUCAACACCUAUUUAAUUCAGUCAGUAGCCAAACAUUUCAAUCCUAACCUAAAAUGCUCCAGUAACAAUGUUCCAAAUUGCUUGGAACCUCCACCCACAGCCAGCUGUGCAAACUCUUUUUUCCUUAAAGCAGUUCAUACUGCUUACAUCAAAACCAUUCUUUCCAAACUAAAACCAUGGUCUGUUUCUGUUUAUAGUAUCCCAUCUCUGAAGCUAAAGUACCUGCCAUCUGGAAACAGUUCUACACCAUACUUAUUCACAAAGGUGGCAAUUCCACAGAACUCUCAAAGUUCAGACCAAUAGCUAUCCCCUCUCUCCUCCGUCUAAAGUCUUAGAAAAAUGUAUACAUACACAAGUAAUGCAAUAUCUUAUACAGGGCACACUCCUCACUACCACUCAGCAGUUUCCGACCCAAACAUAGUACCACUACAGCUCUACUUUCCUUUCUCAACACCAUUUCUAUAGCUAGAGAUAAUCAUAACCUUAUCUCAUGCUUAUUCCUUGACCUCUCGAUAAUCACAAACUUAUCUCAUGCUUAUUCCUUGACCUCUCGGUAAUCACAAACCUAUCUCAUGCUUAUUCCUUGGCCUCUCGGUAAUCACAAACCUAUCUCAUGCUUAUUCCUUGACCUCUUGAUAAUCACAAACUUAACUCAUGCUUAUUCCUUGACCUCUCGAUAAUCACAAACUUAUCUCAUGCUUAUUCCUUGACCUCUCGAUAAUCACAAACUUAACUCAUGCUUAUUCCUUGACCUCUCGAUAAUCACAAACUUAACUCAUGCUUAUUCCUUGACCUCUCGAUAAUCACAAACUUAUCUCAUGCUUAUUCCUUGACCUCUUGAUAAUCACA
This is a messenger RNA of Protopterus annectens (West African lungfish), 6371 nucleotides long. RefSeq names its product zinc finger protein 845-like. Gene Ontology annotation, molecular function: DNA-binding transcription repressor activity, RNA polymerase II-specific. Gene Ontology annotation, biological process: negative regulation of transcription by RNA polymerase II. The transcript has 10 exons. The record is from RefSeq and is a predicted model, not a curated record. Lineage: Eukaryota; Metazoa; Chordata; Ceratodontiformes; Protopteridae. Bases 1 to 4197 code for a protein of 1398 amino acids.